Molecule: messenger RNA, 845 nt
Organism: Plutella xylostella (diamondback moth)
Lineage: Eukaryota; Metazoa; Arthropoda; Insecta; Lepidoptera; Plutellidae
Gene: SmD3
Product: small ribonucleoprotein particle protein SmD3
Biological process (GO): spliceosomal snRNP assembly; RNA processing
Cellular component (GO): spliceosomal complex
Molecular function (GO): RNA binding
Source: RefSeq, a predicted model, not a curated record
AAAAAAAACAAAAGCACAAACAAAAUUGGCGGCCAUUGUUUUGGUUUUGUAAAAGCCGAACAAAUUAUUUGUGUUUUUAUCGGUAAUCAUCUAGAUUACAGUGCAUAAAACCUUUGAUAUUUUGUGAGGAAAUUUUCCUAAAUAACUAAUAAUGUCUAUCGGUGUGCCUAUUAAAGUACUUCAUGAGGCAGAAGGCCAUGUAGUAACCUGUGAAACAAAUACCGGGGAAGUCUACCGCGGAAAGCUGAUAGAAGCCGAAGAUAACAUGAACUGCCAGAUGAUGCAGGUCACAGUGACUUACCGAGACGGCCGCGUCGCCCAGCUCGAGAAUGUUUACAUUCGGGGCUCCAAGAUCCGCUUCCUCAUAUUACCAGACAUGUUAAAGAAUGCUCCUAUGUUCAAACGACAAGGGAAUAAACCGACCGCAGGACGCGGUAAAAGUGCUAUAUUACGUGCACAAGUGGCGGGCCGGGGCCGGGCGGGCGGGCGCGGCGGCGGGCACCGCGGCGGCUGGCAGGGCGGCUCGGGGCCCUCGCGACGCUAGGAACGAGCCGCCCCACACCUCCCCUAGUAUAAGGCCCACUUCUCAAACACGACCAGCCGCUCACUUACUGAGCCAGUACAGAUACCUAAAGUAUGUAUUAAGUCAUUAUUUUAUUUUUAAUAUCACUCAAUCAGUGAAAGUAUCCAGUGUGAUAUUCAAUUAUCAUCUUUUUAGCUGUUAGGGAAUACUAUGUUUAAUUUAUAGGCUUGUAAGUGAGUCUAUGGCAUUGUAUAAAAUUGUGAUAAGAAAAGAAUGUGUGUAUGGUGAGUGACACAAUAAAUAAUUGUCUUCAACAGACCAA